AGUUAUAUUCGUAUUCAGAGUUGAGCAGUUUACCUUCCACAUUCAAAUAAAUGCUCUUAAACUCUAUAAAAGGAACGCUAUUCAAUUGAACGUAAACGUAUUUGUUAGAGUUACUUUGUUUAAGAAGUUUGCUGGGGCUUUCCGGCUCUUCAUACAUUUUACUGACUUCAAAGAAAAAUGGAACAAGAAAAGAACGUUUCCAGUAAGCUAUAAAGAAUAUUUUAUAUACAUAUAUCCUAAUUUUGUUUUUCUGUUCAAUUACAGCUGAUAUUUUGAAUUUAUUAACACCAAUAACACUAUUUAUUGGUUGUUUAUCUGCAAUACUUAUUAUCUUCUUGAAUAAAAUGAAAUUUAGAAAUAAGACUAUGAAGAAAGUUAGUUAAUUUUACAAUAGUCAUUACUCGUCAUCUUCAAAAACUGUUUUUUUUCCUUAAAUAGGUUAAACAAGGUGAAACUGAAACUGGAAUGGGAAUGAAAUGGACUCCUACUGGUAACGAAAAAGUCAGUACAUCUUCUUCUAUUAAUGGAAACACCGCCAGCAAGCAGGACCCUUCGGAAGUGACGGAUGAAGUAUCGGCGAAAUCGGAAAUGGUAUCUAACGGGGGACAAAAUGACUUGCAAGAGGGAAUUGGUCAGCUGGCUUGUGAUUGUGAAAUUUCUUCAGAGGAUGAAACAGUUCCCUCUGAAGAAAUCAUAGUCACAGAAUCGAUUGAUCCUGUCUGUCCUUUAAAUCCAAAUCGGGUAGAAGACGACAGUUGUGACGAGACAUUUCGACCAUGCUCUGAAGAAUUUUCCACAGGCGAAACUAUUGGGCCUAUUGACAUAAACGAUUUAGUUCAAUGUUCAGCAAUUGACGAGCCAAAUAAAAUUGUUGGCCUAAGAUCGUCUAGGCUUAUGAAACUUAAGAAACAAUUUAAAGGAACAUUUGCUAGAAGCGUUGCUAAAAUUCAUAGAAUGUACCUGAAAAUUGAUAACGCAAAUAGAGAAGAGCUAGCAGAGUAUCGUGCAGAAAUACGAAACGAUGAAGAUAGUACAACGCCUGCCAGUGGAACAUUCACAAGCCUGUCUGCCCAAAAUUCUCCCUUGAAGUUCAUUACCCCCGUUAGUACCCCAUCUGAAUUAAAAAACUUGGAAUUUUGUAAAGAUUCCGACGAAAAUGCAGACUGUCUUUGCGAAGAGAAGAACAUCGAGCCAAACGACAAAUUAUUGAACAAAGACACCAUCAGACAAUUAACCCCUAUGGAAAAAUUUACCCACGAUAGUAAAUCUAAGGGAAAGGAUAUCUUUGUCCAGAAUAUCUGUUUCGGAGAAGAAGAGAAGAGCUUUUUUUGUGAUUUAAAAGAACUUGAAAAUUUGACAGGAGAGAAGAUUGUCUUUGACGAAGUAGACGACGAAGAAGAUGACGAAGAUGAUGACGAAAGUGACAUUGAAGAUGACACAAUCGAUAAUUCUGAUUCUGGUGAGGAUAAGAUUGAAGAGUUAAGAAAGAUUGCUAACGAGUAUAUUAAAGAUCAAAGUGAAAACUUAAGCGCUAAAGAAAUUUGGUGCGGAAAAGUUGAUGAUUCAACAGAUGUUAAAAUAUCCUAUGAUAAUGACCUUUGGGAAACUCAUAUUGUUGAGAAAGAUUGCCAAAUAAGCAGUUGAAAUGAAAGAAAUUAUUUCUUUCCCUCUUUUUUUUGCUAAUAAAACAAGCAAAAAAAAGACAAAUUAUUUGAUUUAAAUCAUUUUUCUUUGAUAAUGAUCUUGAAUUGAAGUAAAUACCUCAUAAGUUCGAAGUAGUAUCCUUAUUAAUAUUAUUAUUAUUAUUAGUUAUUAUUUUGCUGGGUUUCUUCUUUAUGCCCUUGUCGGAAUUUGUUUUAAAAAAAAAACAAGUUACCUUAUUACAGUUAAGAGUGUUCAGGUUUUUUCUACAUGUAAUUAAUCUUUAUGGCGGAAAAGAAAUUGUUGGUUUAGUUCAUUAUUUGCUUAACAAGUGGAUGACUAUGCAAAAAGUUAAUAAUUAGUGUUAUUUUUUUUCUAAAUCACUAAAUAGAAAUGUAUGUUGGGCAAUUUUGAUGUAAUUGUUAAUUUUUUAUUUAAUUUCACAGGUUGUGUCGUAUAUUCGUCGUUUCUGUUAAAUAAGCUUGCUUGAGUGUGAUCACGGAAUAAAGUUUUUGUCAUUAGAUUCUAAAUAGAACAAAUAGAACAAAUUGAACAAAUUCUUUUUAAUAUUAAAUGAUGAUUAAAUAGCAUACGAUGG
Molecule: messenger RNA, 2239 nt
Organism: Dimorphilus gyrociliatus
Lineage: Eukaryota; Metazoa; Annelida; Polychaeta; Dinophilidae
Source: the annotation of a GenBank genome assembly